CCGUUCCUCUCCAACAUGGCGACUGACAGGCGGAGACGCACGCUCCUCCUCGCUUCCUUCGUGGUUUUGCACGUCGUCUCGCGUUCCUGGGCCAAGCCCGGCGUCGUAGAGCUCGAUGAAGACAAUUGGCACCAGAUGCUCGAGGGGGAGUGGAUGGUGGAGUUCUUUGCCCCAUGGUGCCCUGCUUGCAAAGCCUUGAAGCCCAUUUGGCAAGACUUUGCAACCUGGAGCGAUGACUUGGGCAUCUCCGUGGGACAGGUGGACGUCACAAACUCCCCGGGAUUGUCAGGUCGCUUCAUGGUCACGGCUUUGCCCACAAUUUAUCAUGUAAAGGAUGGAAAGUUCCGACAGUACCGGGGGUCUCGAGACAAGGAUGAGUUCAUGAGCUUCGUGGAGGAGCGGCGAUGGCAGGAGGUGGAAGAGGUCCCUGCGUGGAAGUCGCCGGCUUCCUUCCAGAUGUCGGUCGUUUCACAGUUUUUCAAGCUCUCCAUGGUUCUCCGAGGAGUUCAUUCAGUCCUAGUGGAAGACUAUGGACUCCCAACAUGGGGGUCAUACCUCGUCUUUGCCCUCGCCACCAUUUUGGUCGGUGCCUUGCUUGGCUUGAUCCUGGUGUGUAUCAUCGACUUUGUGUUCCCUCCCAAGGCACCAGGCCCAGCUCCAGUUGUCACUUCAGCUGGUCUUAAAGCAGAUGAUGAUGAGGAAGAUUUAGUAGAGGAUACUAAAGCAAAGAGUGAAGAUGCUGAGGAGGAGUCACAAGGACAAGAGGAAAGUGAUGAUAAAGAGGAAAGAAAGAAAGCAGGUAGUGGAGAUGAGGAUGAAGAUGUAGAAGUGGAUGAGGAUGAGGAGGGAGAGGAGGAACAGAAAGACAAGGAGGAAGAAGAAAAGAAGGAAGAGGAGGAGGAGGAGGAGGAGGAGGAGGACUCUCAAGCUGAAGAAGACAAAGAAUCAGGAAGCCCCAAAACCUCUCCAGAAGUGAGGCGGCGGCGGCCAAGGAAAGCAGACUAGCUGACUAGGUCCUUUAGAUUAUCCCCUUUAUCCCCUUCCGAAUGGGUCUGUAGCAGGACUCGCAUUCUCUCUCUCUUUCUCUCUCUCUCCCUCUCUCUGGCUCUCUCUCUCUUUCUCUCUCUCUCCCUCUCUCUGGCUCUCUCUCUCUUCUCUCUCUCUCCCUCUCUCUGGCUCUCUCUCUCUUUCCCUGCCAAUGACUCACAACCAUGAGGCAUUUGAAUCUAACUUUCAAAUCAAGGGAUGAGCCCAUGACCACGGAACCUGCUUGACUGUUUAAUGAGAGCAGCUGAUGCUGGCAGAAUUAACUUUUUUUUUUUCCUCCCUCUCUCAUUCUAAAUGGCUUUUUAUUCACAUUUGCUGAUGGGUGUUGACUCCAUGGCAUUUAAGUUUUUGUCUUCUACUAAUGCUGUUUUUAUUUUUUUAUUUGAUUAUUAUUUUUUUUUUUUUUUUUUUCUUGUAUUUUAAGGUUUUACCAUGCAUACAUUUUGUCCAUGAAGAAUCCUUUGGUGUAUAGAUUUAUGUAUGUGCAUUAAUAUAUAUCUUGUCUUGGUGCUCUUAGGUAGUCUUUGCAUUCCCCUUCCCCUCCUCCCUGCCUCACCCCCCCAGCCCCCCUACCAACACACCUCCAAAAUAGGACAAAACUUGUUAAUACAUGUUUAAGAAUAUUCCAUAUGAGUGGGCUUUCACAUGAUAGGUUUUUCGGUGAUAAUACAAUAUAUUUUCUUUUUUCCUCUCAUCUCCUCCUCUUGUUUUUUAAUAGUUUUUGACAUAGAUUUCAUAAUGCUUCGUGCCAGUAACAAUUGCCAAAUAUUACCCCUAUGCUUCAAAUUCAUAAGAACAUCUAGGAAUACUAAUAAUCAUAUUGCUGUUUACUGUUGACUUUGGUUUUUGCUGGUGUGAAAUGGAGUCACUAAUUGCAGCAUUGAAAUUAAAAUGCUGAUAAAACUUAACCAGAUUCUAUAAUUAAUUUUUAUUUCUUUCUCUCUCUCUCUCUCAGAUUAUUUAAAAGAAUUUAAUGUUGACUUGAUAUUUCCUUUAGAAGUACUUUAGUUUUCUCUUUCAAUCUCUGUCUGCCUGUCUUUUAUUCAUGUGCAAUGUUAAUGUGAAUACCUUUUCCCUGUAAAAAUCAUCUUGCCACAUGCAUCAAUCUGAUAUUGAUUAUUUACAAACUGGUUUAUUGUUGACAUUAAGAAAUGUUAUCAAGUAGCCAACUUAGGAUGGUGCUCAGGGGAAGCACCUUGUCGGUGUUGGGAUAGUGAAGGAAAUGCACCAAGGUCUUUCUGUCUGUAUCGGCAAAUGAGGUUGAUUGUUCCACCCCAGAUUUUUUUCUUUCUUUUCUUUUCUUUUCUUUUUUUUUUUUAUUUUCUCCCCCAGUUCAUUGUAAUUUUUUAUUUUCUCUUCCAUGCUUUAAGACAAACAUCCUUAAGGUUGAUGAGCUUGUUUAUGUGGAUGAGAAUAACUAGGGUAUUUCACCUAAGAGUAGAACUUCGUAUAACAUUUGCACUAAUCCCUAGGUAAGCACACAUCUGUCCUGGAACAAGCAAGUCGAACACUUAAAGUGUGCAUAUCAAGUGUUCAGUUGAUGUUUUACUCUGGAACUUUGUCUCAGCACUAUUGCUGUGGAACACUUUUGCUUUCAUUAUAUAUUUUUUCACUUAUAUUAAGUUUGUAAGGUAUGGAGAAUGAAGGUAUACACUAUUGGUCAUGCAGAUUGCUCACUGGAUGGAAGGUUGAUAUUGUGAUAGCUGUUAAUGAUAAUACAGUGAUAUCAUGUAGUUUUGUAGACUCAUCCAGCCGGUAAAUUUAGAAUGUUAUCAUGAUUACUAUUAUUAUCAUUCUUUUUCCCUCUAUUACUCUGUAUUAGUUACCUUUAGUCUUAAGACAAACUCUGAACUUUCAAGUGAAAAAGAAAGAAAAGUCGAGUUGGUAUUCUCAUAACAUCAACCAUUUGAUUCUGUAAAGAAGGUUGGAAGUAUAUUUUCUUCAUUAUCCUUGUAAUUCUGAUUCUUAAUUUUUGUAAUUCAGUUUCUCUCUCUCUCUUUUUUUUUAGACGAUACAAAAAAUUGAAAAUUAAACUAGUAGAGUUAGAAACUUGUGUUACUGAGAUUUUUUUUCCUCUUCUCUUUCCCCCUUUUUUUCUCUUUCUUUCUUUCUUUCUCUCUCCUUCUCCCUUCAUAAUCUCUCCUGUUCCUCACCAUUCUGUUUGUACAGUUGAUCUCUCUGAUAUUUCUAGCAUAUCAGGAUUUAAAAAUUUGGUCGAUGUAUGUGAAUGCAAUCUCUCUCUUUCUAGUUUUGCCAGUACUUCUGUUAGAUAAAACUCUGGAAAAACUAUGAAGAAAGUAAAAAAUUAAAGUGAUGGUUAGAAAUUUUGGAGUUUGUCUUAUCAAUAUUUCAGAUAAUUUUUGUAUGUCAGAUUUGCAAACUUGUAGAAAUACAGGGAUGGGAUUGUUUCUACUUCUGUAUGAAUUUGGGUGUGGUAAAGUUUAUUUUUGUCAACAGUCUCAGAUUCUGCCACAUCUAGCAUCAAAGUUGAGAAUUGAGUUCAAUAGGUAUUGUGACUAUUAUGAUCACUGUUGCUGGUAUUAAUUUUGAAAUGAUUAGUAAUAAUAUUGUUAUUAUCAUUAUUAUUAUUAUUAUUAUUAAUGUAUUUGUAUUAAUAAGAUUAGUGUAUGUAAUUAAUUUGAUGUACACCAUUACCUCAUUUUGAUUUUUUUUAUUUCUAGCUACUAACUGAAAUAUUUAAAGAUUCUAACAGUAACAUAUUAACAAGAAAUCCAGUCUCUUUUGACUUCCAUAUUGGCUGGAUAAUUUUUUCCUUUUUUUUUCCACUUUUUCAUAGAGCUUGGUUAUGAUUACAAAUGUGAUACAAGUAGCAUUAUGAGAAAAUCAAACACCCACUUAGAAGAUCAUUUUGGUGCUGCAACUCCUCUUCCAGUAUGCAGGGAAGGUAAAGCAACGGGCUCUUUGACAUAUUGAGCUAGCACUGCACAUAGCAUUGUCUGGUCUUGUCCUUCUCUGAAAACAGUUUUGCAGAGCUGAUGUCCACUGAUGUUGGUUGAAUGGAAAAUAAACAAUAUAUAGUCCAUAGAAAUGUAUCCUAUUUGGGACCCAAGUUAUUACACCAUGCACCAUGUACUAAAUCAUACCCAUGUUCAUACUGAACAAGCCUAUGAUCUUCAUGCUUUGUAUGAUUAUGUGUGCAUAAUUAUUAUUUUAUAAAUAAAACACUUUUAUAA
This is a messenger RNA of Penaeus chinensis, 4241 nucleotides long. RefSeq names its product thioredoxin-related transmembrane protein 1-like. The record is from RefSeq and is a predicted model, not a curated record. Bases 16 to 1005 code for a protein of 329 amino acids. The transcript is spliced from 6 exons. Lineage: Eukaryota; Metazoa; Arthropoda; Malacostraca; Decapoda; Penaeidae.